AUGGGAGAGAUCAGGUUAUCCUCUACUGGCUCUGACUCAAGGUCCUCUGACAAUGUGGAUGAACCAUCUGCAUCCAGCCAAGCUGCCGCAGGCGGGGCCCAAGGCCCCGAUGCGGAGCCAAAAACUCACUUCGAGUCCAUUGUCUCCGAGCUUUUUCAGGGCAAGGUCGUCUCAUGCGUGAGAUGCCUUGAAUGCAGACAGAUAUCCAGGACGUCAGAAGCCGUCUAUGAUAUCUCUGUACCAAUACCGAGUGCAAACGAAACUGCAACUUCUGUCGGCGACGGCUCGCCGCUGUCAUCCGUCGGCUCGUCACCCAGCCUGCAGAGACAAGGGUCUGGUGGGUUGCGGAGCUCGUCCUGGUCGGGUGUUUUGAAUUCUGUUGGUGGCAAGGUCAAAAGCUGGUUUUACGACAAAGGCGUACACCUGACCGACUGCCUUCGGAGGUACUGUGCUCCAGAAUACCUGGGCGGCAAGGACCAAUACUUCUGUGAGCGGUGCAAGCGAAAGAACGACUGCGAAAAGCGCAUGGUCUUCAAGGAGCUGCCUGAGGUUCUGUGUAUCCACCUCAAGCGCUUCAGAUUCGAUAACGCCUAUGGCUGGUUUAAUGGAUCCAAGAAUUCUCGCGUGGUUACCUUUCCUGUGACCACCACCCUGGACAUGGCACCCUUCAUGGAGGAAGUGCCGGCCCAGCCUAUAGAGUACAGGCUCAUUGGUCUCAUUCAGCACAUCGGCUCGAUGGGCGGUGGCCACUACAUCUCGUACUGCCAGCACAAGAGAAAACCUCAGGACUGGUACGAGUUCGAUGAUGUGCAAGUCACAUGCGUCACAUCUGAACAGGUUGAACGAGCGGAGCCUUAUGUGCUCUUCUACCAGCGUGUGCCAUCGAAAGCAGCCAAGCGCGAUAGACAGACCUUCAAGCAUGACAUGCGCAGCAUCCAGGAGCAGGUGAAUAGCUACCUGAUCUCGCAGUCGCAGUCCAGCUCCAGGCCUGGCAGAUCCAGCGAGGAUCUGCAGAGCCUGCAAGUUGCCACGGUGCCGCAGGCCGUUACAGAUGAAAUCCGGAAUCAAGGUCCGGCUCUGCGGAAUGUCUACCGGUUUCCCCCUCCGGAGUUGGACAUGGCCUUUGUGUCCAAGCACUGGUACGUUCGCCUCACCACGAUGAGCCAUCCUGGCCCGAUAGACAACUACCAGUACUUGUGUCCACAUGGAAUGCUAGGCUACUCCUCCGCUGAGAUGGCCGCAGAGCCUUUCUUCCCCAUCUCCAGAAAGCUCUCGCAGUCUUUGCUAGGUAAAUAUGGGGGUGGCCCCGAGAUUUCGAAUCUGGAUGUCUGCAGCAGGUGUCAGAGGCAUCUUGAUGCGUACAACCAGAGAAAGCAAGCAGAGUUUGACCUCGUGUCCAAGUAUGACACGAAGGAUACUGGAGAUGGACAGGGCUGGUAUCUUGUCAAUGUGCUUUGGGUGAACGAAUGGAAGCGGUAUGUCAGGGGCGAGCGGGUGCACAGCAUCCAGGACAUGUGCGCACCUGGGCCCAUAAGCCAAGCGCAUCUCUUCGACAAGGAAGACCCGCAAAAGCUUCGGAAGAAUCUGAGGCUGAAGCUGGACUACAUUGGCGUGAAUGCCCGCGUGUGGUCGCUUUUCAUGCACGUUCAUGGCGGUGGUCCUGCCAUUGUCCGAGACGAACUUGACAUGUACUCUAAGGAGCUGCCUGUGGAGGACCUCGUGCCCGAGGAGCUGUGCCCGCCAGGCAAUGACUUUGCAGUGCGAACCUCCAAGCAGUUCGUCGACGAGUGCCAUGGAGAUUUGGAGUUGUACAGACGCAAAUAUGGAGGAGGUGAUGACACCACCACCGCCACCACCGCCAGCCAAGUUGAUGCAAAUUGCGAGACAGGCAAGAACGAAGUCGGCGAAGAGUCGCCUUCGCACAGCUUGCAUGAGGACACACGGCCGGACGGGUCAGCAAGGUUCGCCACCGGGGCGGAGGAUGAAGACCUCCUGCCACUGGAGCACAGCGUCGAUGCGCCUGGAGAGAAUGCAUUGAUUGUGCAGGCUAGCUGA
Symbiodinium necroappetens is the source of this 2055-nucleotide messenger RNA. Lineage: Eukaryota; Dinophyceae; Suessiales; Symbiodiniaceae. The record is from the annotation of a GenBank genome assembly.